CGCCACCUUAGUGGGCGUCUAUAGAUCUCCCCAGAAUCUACGGAGUACCGGAGGCCCAAUACUGUCCCUGUACUGUAGAAAGCAGGGAUUAUCGAAGACGAGUAAGCUCGCCAAAUACCCUGAAUCUAUUCCUUUCUACUAUUGUAGCAAACUUUCUGCUUUUCUUUCAUUCUCUAGGUCCAGUCCCCCCUAAGCUCCACUUCCUCUCCUCUCCGUUCUUGGCUCUCUCUCCUCCGCCCAACCGUACCGGGGCGGAGUUAACCAGAGCCCUUCCUCGCUUUCCCCAAUCCGGAUCGCAUCAUCUCCCAAACUCCAACUUGCUCAACUCAUUACGUUGGCACUGCCACACCUCAUCCAUCCACCGUUAUUUCCUGAUCUCUCAUCAGAUAAUCUCAGUUUCCAGACUCGAUAUCACUGCAACAGUCACUACUUCCGCCGUCGACCGACCCGAGGGAUACUACUACGUCAGUCCGCAGUAUCUCCAUCCGCUCAUCACCAACCCCGCCUUCUCCCUACCCCGUCCCGGCCGCCCCCAUCCUUGUCGACCAGGGAUAUAAUCAAGCUGGCAGGAAAUAAGCGCCGCAGCUUUUCUCAGCAGGGUGGGUUGCUGAGCAGAAUGUUCAGUGGCUCCUCGAGCCCACCCAAAGACAAGACAGACGCCCUCUCAACUCCUGUCCCUGGAAUUGACACCAGCGCCCUCAACAUCCAUCCCGAAAACGCCAGCCCUCGCGACAAGAGGUUCUCCCCGCCCGGUGCUGGAUUCUUUAAUCGCCGACAGAGCGAACAAGAAGGCCCUGCCAGUGAGAAGAAGCGUCGCAGCAGUACCGUCACCAAGGCGGCAAGCUUCUUCAGCAACGCCAAAAACUCGUUGAGUCUGAACGGCACGCGUGAAUCCUUCUCGGCCAUCAGCAGUAGUCCAUCCGGCUCCGAAAGCCCCCUCCAAAGACUGGGUAAGAUGGACCCGGCUUUGAGCGUCCCGCAAGGGUCCUUCAACAACUCCGCUGGUGAAUCGGCACCAACUGCACGAUCAUCCUUCCGCGUGGGUGUUACAGAAGACCGGAACCGAAAAUGUCGCCGCACAAUGGAAGAUACACAUGCCUACCUGUACAACUUUCUCGGUACUCCGGCCCCUACGGCGCCCGACAUAAAUGGCAACGAUCCUCCUGGGUCAGCUAGCGGGUCACAGGCGUCGGAGGCUUCAUCAAAUGUGGUGGAAACAGACAACGGUUACUUUUCCAUAUUUGACGGGCAUGCUGGCACAUUCGCAGCAGAGUGGUGUGGUAAAAAAUUGCACUUGAUCCUUGAAGAGAUCAUGCGCAAGAACCCCAACACUCCCGUUCCCGAACUUCUCGAUCAGACGUUUACCAGUGUCGAUCAGCAGCUGGAGAAGCUCCCUCUUAAGAACAGUGGAUGUACGGCUGUAAUUGCCGUUCUCCGCUGGGAGGACCGCAUACCCAGUUCGCAAUCGGCCACCGGAUCUGCCGCGCUCGCUGCUGCGGCAGCCGCUGGUAGGAUCGACGCCAACUCUGAUGCCAAUAAUACUCCGACUCAAGAAGGCCCCUCAAUCCCCAAGUUGCAGCACAAGGCUCAGCGACAGCGCGUUUUGUACACAGCCAAUGUUGGUGAUGCUCGCAUUGUAUUAUGUCGCAAUGGGAAGGCCCUCAGAUUGUCCUACGAUCACAAGGGUAGCGAUGAGAAUGAAGGGAAGAGAAUCGCCAAUGCUGGCGGGCUGAUCCUGAACAACCGCGUUAAUGGCGUGCUUGCAGUCACUCGUGCCCUUGGUGAUGCAUAUCUCAAGGACUUGGUUACCGGGCAUCCGUACACCACGGAGACUGUCAUUCAGCCCGACGCGGAUGAAUUCAUCAUUCUAGCCUGCGACGGGUUAUGGGAUGUUUGCAGUGACCAAGAAGCUGUUGAUCUUAUCCGCAACGUACAGGAUGCCCAACAUGCAUCCAAGCUUCUGGUCGACCACGCCCUCGCACGAUUCAGUACCGAUAACCUGUCAUGCAUGGUCAUCCGGCUCGACUCCACCCGUCUGAAGAAUGUUGUCAACAAUAAGACGGAGCCCAUAGGAGUGGAAGGUGACCCAGCUACGAACGUGGCUCACGGUAUGAGCGAAGCAGACAAUAUUGUGGAGGGAGCAAGGAAAAGCAUGGCCAAUGCAGGAAUCACCGAUCCCGGAACAGCAGAGCAGGUUGGCGAGGAAACUCUUCAGAGAACGGCCAACAAAAGCGAAUCCUCCGAGCCCGAGGUAUUUGCCAACGAGCAUGGUGAUCUGCCAUCGGUGGAUAUUCUGACCUCGACCCAUGCGUCUCGGGAAAUCAAGUGAUGUCAAUAAAGAACCCAAUCCACCCGAUUAUCAGUCCGCGAGGUGCAAAAAUCUGAUAAACAUACGUGUUUUUUUGACUCCUUUGAUCGCCCUCGAUCUGGAGAAUUUUAUAUGUCUAUCUCGUUUCUCUUCCUUUUUCUAGUAUUGCACAUUGGCGUCGGUUAUUAGAUGCAACCAACUAGCUUGCGGUUGUCUUCUUCUUACCUGAGCGCCGCCUUUGAGGUGUAUACGGGCGGAUUGGGCCUGGAUGUCACAGUCGCUCUAUUAUUCGGCAUCUAUCCUACCCGCUUUUUUCUCCUUUUCUUUCCCCAGCAUGCCUGGGCUCAUGAGUUGAAGAACAUUGUUUUUCCUCAUCCUUAUUUGUUUCUUGGUAUCACUUCCAUGUAUGUAGGGGUAGGCCGUUCCACUGUGUAAAUUGAAACCCCCGUCAUUAUGCCCAUGAGGUUAGAUCGAGAAUGAGCUUGUAGACUCUGUAAGUCAAAAGUCCUACGCUCAGAAGUCGAUGUGUCCUGAAAGUCUGGCUGGAAUGAUUGGAAACACUAGUUAUUUGAGCAUCUUUGUUCGUCACUAGAGUGAUCGGAAAUGUCUAAAAAUACAAUUGAUGCAGUAGGUGAGCUUGAGAGAUAGCGGGAGGAACAGACAAAAGGUUAAACAAGUACAAAGUAUCUCCCUUGGCCCGAAGCCAAAGUCAGGUGGAAGGGGAUAUUAUCGGAUCAAACCCGCUCAAUAUGAUCCAGAAAAAGCGGAUGGCCUACGGAAGAGAGAAAAAGAUCACCCCGACGGUGAUGGACGACUAUAACUUCUCCGCAUCACACCGGAUUUAGACCUCUAGAGAGAGAUCGGAGCGCUCUCCGCCGAUGAUGUUGUCACGCUUGAUCUCCAGCUCGCCAUGCUUGACCUUCGCAGGCCAUGAAGCAGCGUAGUUGGCAUCGUGCACAUCGCGCCAGAGAAUCUUGACAUCACCCGGCGUCUGGGGAUAAUUGCCGAUCUCGCCAAUCUUCACCUCGACACCCUCACGCUCACUCAGCUGCUGCUCCAAAGCCUCAAUGCGGGCUUGGUUCUGCUCAGCACGCUUAGCCUCCUCGGCCAUAGCCUCACGCUGACGCCUUCUCUGGCUGCGGUAGUGCUUUUGGCGCCAUUCUUCCUUGUCCAAGAUACCGUUCUCAAUCUCCUUCUCCUGAAUCUCCAGCACUGCCGCGAUGUCAGCAACGGAGGUCGCCUUCUGGUCCAUGAGGACCCGCGCACGCUCCUUCUUCUCCAUUGGGUGGCCGAUUCUCUUCUUAUUCAGCCUGUCAAAUUCCUCCGCGUCGGAGGGGUCCUUUGGCCGUCUGGACGCCAGGAAUUCCUCGGUGACUGUGAUCAUCUCGGGGGGAGGAGAAAGUUGUCGCCGCAGCGAGAAUUCGCGGAGCAACUGGUAGGCGCGGAGGCCGAGGCGGGCAUCGCCAAAGUGCACGGAGUAGUAUGGAGUCCACAUAUCCCGGCGGAGUUCGGCGGGGACGGUCUUCUUGCCAUGGUAGACCAUUUGGCGCAGAACGUUGUUCUCC
This is a messenger RNA of Penicillium brasilianum, 3873 nucleotides long. Lineage: Eukaryota; Fungi; Ascomycota; Eurotiomycetes; Eurotiales; Aspergillaceae. The record is from the annotation of a GenBank genome assembly.